CGUUGAGCCGUUAGAUCCAGAAGUAACCGGCAGAAAUCCUUUUUUUUCUGAUUUUAUAAGGAUUUCCUAGAUACGGUGUAUGUGUUCUCACUGCAUUCUGAGGACUGCAGGGGUCAAGGCCAAGAAGCUUUUCCUCAGAAGCCAGAAUGGCUACAACCUCAAGCUCUCAGUUGGAGAAUAUACUCAGCGCAGUGUUAAAGAGUGGAGAUGUCCGGCCCCUCCACGAGUUCUUGGAGAUGAACGCAUAUAAAGGCGUCUCUAUCAACUGUUCCAAACAGUUCCUGAAUAAAUUGGAUAAACUUGUCAGCAGUAGCUUGGAUAAAAAAGAAACCAGAUCAGCCUGUUUGGGUUUUGAAAGCCUCCACAAAUGUGGGAAAGAUCUGAAGUUACCUGGUGGGCAAGGAGUCUCAGGUUUAAUUUCUCAGGGGCUAAUUCAGAAGAUGGUGCAGUGGUUUGAAAAAUGCAGGAAACUAUGGAUCCAACAAGGUCCACAUUGGGAUAAAACCAUGUAUGUCCUCUGUGAGAACUUCCUAAAUGUCUUAAUGAUGGUUCAUGAGUCAUGCAAAGAGGGAACAUCUGAAGUCACUGACUCCUUCCUGUAUCCGGUCGGCCAGUUAGCAGUAGACCCCAGAAUAUACAUUCUGAUCCAGAAAGAGGCAAUUCGUAAAUACAACAUCAUUCUGGAUAAAAUGCCACUGGAUUUUAAGAAGAACAGGAGACUCCUUACAUCCCAAGAGGCGUCUGAUAUCAUGACCAAACUGGCAGGACGGAUUCUGGACAGUGGUGAUUAUGACAUGCAGUCAUCCCUGAUGGAGGCAUUAUUCAGAAUGGUGACCCCUGAUCAGAGGAAGAAGCUUGCAGACCGAUGGUUCAGCAUGGGGCAUGUGGCCACUGCUUUUGCCCAGAUCAGUGAUUCAGAGUUUGAAACGGCUUGCAGAAGGUUUCUGAACAUGGUGAAUGGGAUGCAAGGAGACAAAAGAAGAGUGUGCUCUUACCCUUGUUUGAAAGUUUAUUUGGGCAAAUAUGAGCUGCUGAUGCCAUCUGAUGAAAAACUUGAGGAAUUCUGGAUUGACUUCAACCUCGGCAGCAGGAGCAUCUCCUUUUAUUUUUCUUUACCUGAUGAAGAGGAUGCUCACUGGGAAACAGUGUGCAUUGAUGAGCAUGAAGUCCAAAGCUACACAGUCACAGAGGUGGGCAAGAGGCAAAUCUUGCAGAUAAAGCUGUCAGAGGUGAUUGUUAUUGACUCAAUGGAAGGAUCCAUUCUCUGCAUCCAAUUUAGCUCCUCAUUGGACAUACUGCAAGCUGCUCAAAAUGUUUUUGGGAAUGACAAAAACAAAAGCAUCCAUGAAGUGAAAGCUGCAGUUAAAGCCACAGAGGCAGAUAACAUUGCCCAGCAAUCUUCACAGGUGGUUCCAGAGAGCCAGGUGUCUCUUGGUGAAACUGAGAAAACCCCUGCACCCUACGACCUGCCCACCGCAACUGCACAGAUGGUGACCCCUGCUAAAAAGAGGAUGUCAGAGUCCACAACCUAUAUAAGCAGCAAUGAGAGAGGAAGUGUAAAGACUAGCAGUUUUCUUCCAGAUAAAUCAUCAACGAAAAACAACAGCAAGAUCCCAAUGGUGAAGCUCUCUGUGUGUGGCACAACUAUCAUGAACUGCAGCACUAACACAACUCCACACAGUACAAAUAUGGUUGACAGGAGCGGGCAGAAAAUGCCAGUCGCUGGAGCAGAAGACGUCACUGUAUUUGGACAAGGAGUGGAGAAGUCUCAGGAGACCUAUUUUGUACCUGACACACAGCCCAGCUCAGCAUGUAACACGAAAUCAAACUGGAGCAAAUUAUCCAUGUCUGAAAUGCUAACAAUGCCAACUCAGAAAAUGGGAUCAGUACCGGAGCCUAAUUGGGGUACUUUUGAACCCCAGAAGCACUGCACUUCCUCAGGACGGAUGUCAGUUCCUGCCUCAAGUCUUAAGCUCCAACAGCAAUUCCAUAAUGAACUCAAUGAGCGCCUUCAGAAGGUCCUUAAUGAUGUGAGCAAAGAUCCUCCCCGACAGGAAUCAACUGAUCAACAGAGAAAAACUUCUGAUUCCAAAAGGGGCUCUGACAAAACAAAGUUAUACAACACACGUGGUUCCAAGAGUGUUCCAAAAAUACAAAAUACUCAGAGAACCAGUGUCUCAAAAAACGCAAAAAGAGAGGAGAUGUCACUUCAGGUGGACAUUGGUCCAACAAAAGCUUCAGAUAAGAAGACCUGCACAAAUAAAACUGUUGAGGACCACAAAGAAUUUGAGGCCAAAGGUUGCAAAAAAACUGCAAUUUCAACCAAAGAAAAAAGCAACUCAAAUGUCACAGCCACCAUGAUGAAGCGUAUCUCCAGCCAUUAUGAGAUUGAAACCAAAACCCUAAGAAAAAACAGCUCAGAUAAAAGUUCUCCAAGUUGGAUUCCCCCGCUAACAGACAGACCAAUCUUUAACAAGGAGGUGAUACCUGCAUGUAGAAAAGACAAACUUGGAACCAUUAGCCUUGGAAAACUCUUAAAUUCUACCAGAGGAUCUGACAGGAAUGAUAGCUUUGCAUUCAAAGUUGAUUCACCGAUCUCCGUUAGGGGAGAGAAUCAAACCAAAUCAAGCAGUGGCUACAACAACUCUACAAUUCACACCUCAGCUAAGAAAGGACAACCUGUGGCAAAGAAGAAGCUACAUGUGAAAAAGCAUCUGUUCAGUGACACUGACACAGACAAUGCCCCGACAGAUAUCAGCUGGCUAAGAGAAUCCUCCAGAAAGUCCAAAGCUCAAGUCAUUACGUACACCAGACACGCUAAGCUCAAACCCAAAACAGCCCCACCUCAUUCUCCAGACACACCCCGAGAUUUGCAAUCAAUAUCUUCAAAAGGUGUAAAGGGCGAAAGCAAACGUAUUCAGAAGAUUAUCAAUCCUCCAAAGAAAGUGAACCAAGUAGCAGAUCUCAGACCACAAGUGGCUACAAAGAGGCCUAGAAGAGCAGCAGCCACCACUACAAAAAGUUACCAGGAACCCAAAACAGAUGAGAGUGAUUCUGAAACAGAAGAGCCUCCAUCACCCAAGCAUUCAUCCACUUGUAACAUGAAGAAUCCAGAAAAGGUGAAUGGGGUUGCUACAGCAAAGAAGAAAAAGACAGCACACAAACAACCAACUGAUAUGAAACUAUCAGAGAAACAGUCUGUGUUGGAUGCUUGUCCCUUCUCCAAAGUAGAGAUUUGUUCUGCUGGGCAGCAGAGAAAGCGAGUGGAGAACUGUGCUGAAGAUCCACCUGUAAAGAAGAGUAAACACAACCUCUAUGACCACCCUGCAGAAAAACACAGCCGGGAAGAUGGGAGCAGCUUGACAGAUUCCAAAAAAGCGCAUUUUAAGGGUCGAGAACAAAUGAGCACUUUGAAGAAUUCGUUGGCUGGCUGCCUGACCUCUUUCUCUACAUCCCCUCCUUCCAUUGAACAUAUGAGAACUGCUGAGAGGUCAGAUCCAACCUUGGGAUUGACCUGCUCCACUGUCCUCAGCCCGCGGGGGUCCCCACUCCCUAUCUUCCUAAAUCCUCCCUGCCAGGACACCUCCUCUCAAAUCCUGCUGCUACCCAACGUUCGCCCACCAGUCGGCCAUAAAGGGAAAUGUAAACCGUCUUCUUUCUGCAAUGCAGAGAAAAAGCAGAGUUCUCAGAAGACUCAGUGUGUCCCCUCUCCCUGUUCACUGGCAGGUCAGAGCCCUGCACCCAUUCCCCCCACUGGACUAAGUGCUACAGAGAUUGUUGCAGAGCAGAAGCAUCUGUCCUCAGUGCCUCAGUCCCUUUUGUCUCCAUCCACACAACCACUCUUAACAUCAACCCUUAUAGAGUCAGAUAAGGCCCCAGUGCUAUCUCCAUCUCAGUUACAGUUCCCCAGGGACACUUUAGCCAGCGGUUGUCACCUUGAGCUCAGUAAAGUGUCCUCAGUUUCCCUGAGUCCAAUAAGCCACUUGUCUCCAACGUCAUCGGUGCUCAGCGGGAAAAAGAACAUCUCCACUAUGACCACGUCUUAUAAAGAGAAAACACCGCUCAUGCACAAGAACCUUAAACACACGAAGCAUCUUGUCUCAGGACCCGCUCUUAAGCGCUGCGUCUCACUAUCCAGUAAGUCAGAGGAAGACGAGAAUGAAGAGGAGCGGAAGAAGAGCAAGAUUAGAGGCCAGCGUUCUCCUCGAAUGAAGCCAAGAAAACUGUUCAAGUCUUUUGAAGAGGUUUCUGUUGAAGAUGAGCUGAGCCACAUGAGUUCCAGUCACUGGGAGACUGAAGAAGUGUAUGGAGACUUGGAGAUGGAUGGGGAUUCAGAGCUUCCAGAAGAGACUCUAAAGCCAAAAAAACUUUGUCAGCAGUUCACCUCUGAGCUGAAAAACAAGUUGCAGAACCGUAGCCAUUUAAUGGAGAUCUACAACAAACGGUCUUCCAAGGCUGUCCAGCACCACAUUUCAUCCAUUGGAGUCCAGUUUAACGAAAACAGAAUUCAAAGGCUGAGUGAAGUUCAAAAUACCCUUGUAGAGGAAAUCCAGAAGAUGGAGCAGGAUGUUAACUUGCUAAAAAACAUGGAGAAAGAUCUGGCUAUAAACUGGGAAAAGCAGAUUACAACUUUCCAUUCUUACCAGGACUGUGAAACAAAGAGGAAUGAUACACUGAAGAGAACCUUCCAAAGCAUCUAUGAUCACGGCUUGGACUAUGAAGAAGGAGUGUUCAAAUCAGAGAUGGACCUGAUCAAAAAGGACCUGAAGUCGAUUCAGGACAGACUCCUCGAUGAAAUGCAUGAGCAAGAGAUCCAGAGUAUGAAGAGAGGAAUACAUGCUUUGUUUUUCUCCGGAUGAAGCCAGUUUGGAGGUGACCAAAGGUUACUCUACAUAGUGAGCCGAGGUGUCUGUCCACAUGGGAUGCACCCUUCUGAGAAAUGUGUUUGUGCUUCUCUAUAUAGCUGUUUGCAUAAAGGGAUUUUAAUCCAGUUUGUUUCAUAUAAAUCAAUCCAGUUGGUUAAGAGCUGCGUUUGUUUCACAUGUGCCUUGUUGUGUUAGAUGGUUAAAAAUCUUUAAAGAAUGUUCUUGACUAUUUAAUUACAUUUAAGUUGAUCUGAUGUUUGUAUCUGUAUUGCUUUGUCACUUUUAAAAUACUCUAUUAGUGGUUAAGUAUUAUACAUUUUUUGACUUUUGAAAUGGUCCAACUAAAAAAAAAUCCUGUUUAGUUUUUAAACACUUGUUAACCUCAGUCUUAAUUUGAAAUAAAACUGUUUAAAAAAUAAAUACACCGCUUGUUCUUAUAAAAUGUGUUGUAUUUUGAAGACAAUUUUAAAGUAGUGCUUACAAAGGUAUUUGUUUUUUCAGUGAAGACACUGUCAGUCCCGUUCUGAUUGACAUACUGUAUAUACAGUUCAUAUCAAAAUUCUCCCCGACACAUUCUCACCCGACUUCACAGUCUGUACACAGUCCAAGUGACACAUUAUUCAUCAGUUAAGAAAAGGUGGUCACAUGCACUACAUCUUCUUCCCACUACACGGAUUCACACCGAUUUGUCAAAGUUUUCCUGGAAUUAGUACAAAAAAAAUUAAUGACAGGAUUGUUUUUUUUCCCAUUCUGCUCUUGUCCUGAGAGGCAGAAUUUUUUUUUCUCAAUUACAGUCUCUUUCACCUGUCUGCUUCCAUGUUGCAAACAGCAGUCUCCAGGACACACUGCUGCAAAGAUCCCUCUCUUGUUUCUCCUACACCCAUUUCUUCACUCUGAUGAUACGGGGGUGCAGGAAGAAAUUUAAAGAUGCGCUGAAGACAAAAAAAGAGCUUCGGGCUCUUUGAUGUGUCACCACUGAGUGGCGUCAGGCAGCUUCAGGGAAUUUCUCAGCUCAGCAUUUCUUCACAG
This is a messenger RNA of Cyprinodon tularosa, 5894 nucleotides long. RefSeq names its product synaptonemal complex protein 2 (gene sycp2). The record is from RefSeq and is a predicted model, not a curated record. Lineage: Eukaryota; Metazoa; Chordata; Actinopteri; Cyprinodontiformes; Cyprinodontidae. The coding region runs from base 147 to 4859 and encodes 1570 amino acids. The transcript is spliced from 46 exons.